CAAUAAGCAGUAAGACUCCACAACCAACACAAACUGAUCACUCUUCUCCUAACAAGACCACAUCUGUACCAAGAAGACUCAUCGCGAUGCAGCCUGAAAAGGCACAGGCUCGAUCCAAAUAUGUCUUUAUAACGGCUUCAGCUGUACUCGCUCUAGCUGUUUUAUGCGGACGUCACACAUUUGCAACAGCAUUAGAUAGCAAUACUGCUCAUCAGCAAUAUCCACACGUAGCAGCCGUUCAUCAACAGCGACAACAAGGUCAUGUGGUGAAUAUGCAAUCAGAUGCAAAACAACAAAACACAAAGAGUACAUAUCAGCCAUCACAGUUCGAAGAGGAUGACGAUGAAGUAGAAUUCCAAAGUUAUAUACCCUCAAGCGAGAGAAGGACAUUGGCAGAGGAAUUACGAGCUGCUAGACAAGCGGAAAGAGCUCGUGCUGCCAGAAAACUCAAACAAGAGAAGGCUUCCUCGCAGGCUGAGAAAAAGUCAAUGAAAGCAGAAGAAGAUCAAUCGCAUAUACCCGACAGCAUCCAGAACAAACCGACCACCAAAGCUGCCUCAAAGGGUAUCCGAAAGGGUAUUAGUGCCGUUCGAAGUGCUGGAAGACAAGUCAAAAGCACCAUGCAUCAUUAUCUAGAUCAUGACGAUGAAUACGAAUAUGUCGACGAAGAUGGAGAGGUCAUUUCUGACGCAGACGGAUGGCAGGAAAUUGCACCAGCAGCAGCCACAAGGUUACGCAGAAGGAGAAAGGUGAAUAAUUCAAAAUCAUUUAUUGCUCGUGUAAUGGCAAUCGUACCGCAUAUAUUCAAAUCUGCAUAUGCAAUCGCUCUCUGGAUGAGCAGGAACGUGGUCUGGACGCCGAUGACAUACAUUGGAGGUGCUGUGAGCUGGUCAGCGCAUACAUCAUGGCAAACGACAACUUGGGCAGGCGAGAGAGCACUUGUUGGACCGGCAAGAACGGUCACCGCACCAUUUGUUUAUCUAAUCGAAGGGCUUUUGUUCAUCUUUGUUUGGAUUCCAGCUCGAGCUAUCAAAGUCGUCGUUCGGGAAUUGUAUCCUGUGUAUGUAUUCUUGGGAGCGGCAUUAGCGGUGGGAACGGCAAUGGGGAUCGCUGCUGCUGUGGUGCUAUACGUCGGAUCGUUCGUCUUUGGAGAUCGAUCAAAGCUCGAAAGCUCGUUGUACGAGCGUGGUGAGAGACUACCUCGCGAAAUGGAACAGUACGUAGCCGACAGUUAUCGCACGGCAGAAAAGAGAAGUAACGGAAGAAAAACAAAGAGAAAUGGAAGUAUCAUCGAAGAAGCAAUCCGAGAAAGCCUACAAAGAGAAGAACGCCUAAGGGCGAAUGGCCAUAUUGCAUCUCCUGGUGAAGAAGAAGACGAAGGAUUGGCGAACGAAAGAGAUACUUUUGGAUUCGAGCGUGCGUGGAAGCAAGGUGAACAAGUGGAAGAUAGCGAUGAGGACGAUGAUUAUUUCGGCACAACUGUUGGUUCGAAUACAUUCAAAGGAAAAGACAAAUCACCGCCCGCACAGCAAAAUGGCAGAAGAGCCUCCUAUCCUAUUCCAUCGAUCGUAACAUCGAAUGGCAACUCUGCUCCUUCUAAUUCUGCAUACGCCAAAUCAAUCCCUGUAGGAGCCACAGGCCAUGGCGGAUGGGGACAACGAAGCGAUUCGAACAGUUCCACUCCGAUUGCAUCGCCUGUAUACACACGAUCGAAUGUGGCAUCUCCCUACGCAUAUACAUCUUCAAGAGCUUCUCCUGUUAUCACACCAUCUCCGACAUCGCGAGUUGGACCAGAUGCGAUUCGGUCUCAUCAUAGUCGCCAAAGGAGAAAUGUACCAGCUGCAUCACCUGUUGCUUGAUGUAACCUUAGCUAAUUUUCCUACCCAUCCUAUACCAACCCCAUUUGUGAUACCCACUUAUUCGCCCUUCAUUGAAUUGCGGACACCUCUUUUGUAUACAUACUAAACAGAAAAAGAGAGAAUCGAUCCCUAAUGACGAUAGUAUACAUUGUGCGAUUUGUGAUAUCAUACAAGACAUUGCGAUUAAACUUCUGUCUCUCCACCUUGCUGUAAUUGUUGAGCAGCUUGU
Meira miltonrushii is the source of this 2088-nucleotide messenger RNA. RefSeq lists its product as uncharacterized. The transcript has a single exon. The record is from RefSeq and is a predicted model, not a curated record. NCBI's taxonomy places the organism in Eukaryota, Fungi, Basidiomycota, Exobasidiomycetes, Exobasidiales, Brachybasidiaceae. The coding region runs from base 87 to 1859 and encodes 590 amino acids.